Aspergillus udagawae is the source of this 1107-nucleotide messenger RNA. RefSeq names its product fungal specific transcription factor domain-containing protein. Gene Ontology annotation, cellular component: nucleus. Bases 1 to 1107 code for a protein of 368 amino acids. Gene Ontology annotation, biological process: DNA-templated transcription. Gene Ontology annotation, molecular function: DNA binding; zinc ion binding. The record is from RefSeq and is a predicted model, not a curated record. NCBI's taxonomy places the organism in Eukaryota, Fungi, Ascomycota, Eurotiomycetes, Eurotiales, Aspergillaceae. The transcript has a single exon.
AUGGCCAUCAUUACUGCAAAACUUACCCAUUUUGCCGUGUCUGAUGAUGGAUCAAAUCUAGAUGCAGGGCUUGACUCACUCCUCAGCUCGAGCCUGCUGGAAGACAACCUCACCGGAGACGCCCCAUCCCUUGAUCAGUUCCGUAAAGCGUAUAUACUGGCCCUCUACGAGUUCCAUCAAUUCCCGGGCCAUCAGUCCUGGCUUCGUAUCGGUAGGGUAACGCGCAUGGCCUAUCGUAUCGGGCUGGAUCGACUUGAACAAGUCCGGGCGCUCUACCCCGACUGGAGCAUAGUUAGCGAGGAAGAUACCCAGGAAUGGCGCGCGCUAUGGUGGCGUAUCUACCGACUUGACACAUACUCCAAUAUCGCCUCAGGAACACCAUAUCUAAUUGAUGAUGCCGUAAUUAAUACCUUCUUCUGCCUCAGUGAGACAAAUAGUGUCUCCCAGGGAAUCCUCCUACCACCUAAUUCGGCUGGUUUAUCCGAACUCCUUCCCGCCAUCACAUCAGACCCUGAGACCUUGCUAAACAACAUUUACAAUAUCACGAUUGCCACCAUGCGCCAGGCCGGCCUCGUCACCCGCAUGCACAUGCUGCGACGGGGAGCUGAGAUUCUGGCGCACGUCGCCGACGUCGAACGACAGCUAACUACACUUCGUCUUGCCCUCCCACCAGGCUGGCUCAACCCGCGACGCAAUGCGUUCUCAAACGAGACCCCCGUGGACCACAAUGCAAGGCUAAUCACCGUCUAUCUCCUGCGAAUGGCGCAACUGCUUCUUUCCGUUGCGGAGUGCAGCCAACGUGGAGCAGACGACUGGCUAUCAAGCUGGCAGCGAGUUCUCGAGAUGUGUCAGGAUAUUGCCGCGCUAGCGGGUCAGUGGGAUAGUGCAUUCUGUCUCACCGUGGACCCGGCAAUCACGUUUACCAUUUUCACGACGCUUAUCUUCUUCGAUCUUCAUAGGAAGUCGGGGCCAGCGCUAGAGGGCAGUCUCCGCUCCAAUAUCGACCAUGACAUUACCGUACUUCAUCUGCAGCUCAGGCAUUUUGGAACAAUUUGGACGCAGGCGAGGCUGCUUACCUGUAAGAUGCUUCGACCUACCCUAGCAUAA